AUGGACGAGGAGAAGGAGUGUGAAGAGUACAUGCGAAUGGUUAAGGCAAAUGAGAGGAACGGUACCGCGUCGUACGAGGACAAACUGGUCGCGUCUCAUUGCGUCCAGCAGAAUAAAGAUCUUGAGUGUUCGGCAACAUCGGACCUCGAUGAUAUGAACACUGCACACUCAGCAUUCAAUAUUCUCAACCAGAUAGUCAUACAUCUCAAGCAUCAAAGCCGUGAGCAUGAAGCAUACACCAACGGCUUGAAGAAGACUUUACAAUGGAGAUACUCUGGAGAUGAAGACAAUCGGUCGGGUCAGGUCGAUAUCGAUCUUGUAGGCUACAGCCAACGUCUACAACUCAACUCCGUGGACGAGGCCAUAACUGUGAUGGUACCUCUGGUUAUGACUUGCCCGGUCUUCUUGUCGGACUUCGCCAGCUUCCGACACGUCAUGGCUCUGACAGGCUUCAUCCAAGAUGACGUCCAGCCGCUCGCGGAAGGCAAGUUCGGGGCCUUCUUCCGCAUGUACACCAGUGACUUCGCCAGUAUGAAGAGGCCGGACGUUCUGCAUCUUUCCGACGCUCUGGACCGUGGAUUUUUCUCGCGGUCCGGGUUAGGGCUGCGCUCACGCCCUCCGCCGAGAGAAUAA
Molecule: messenger RNA, 633 nt
Organism: Colletotrichum costaricense
Lineage: Eukaryota; Fungi; Ascomycota; Sordariomycetes; Glomerellales; Glomerellaceae
Exons: 2
Coding region: 1-633 (210 amino acids)
Source: RefSeq, a predicted model, not a curated record